AUGCCAUAUGAUGUCGAGCUAAAGUCGUCGAGUAUUGUCUUGUCACGCGAUUUACAUAUAGCAACGAGCCAGAAGCAGUCGAAAUAUCUCCAAUCUGCGCUGACUCGCUAUUCUAAAUACAUCUCUGAGCUAACAGGGAUUUCAGUCAAAAUCGAUAAGUCUCCUUCUUCGUCUGGUAAUCUGUUAACUAUUAGUUGCAAAUCGAAAAAUUGCAAUGAUGACAACUAUCCUGAACUCAACGAAGAUGAAUCUUAUAUACUCAAUGUCACAGAGACUGAAUCGUCGCUAUCAGCAAUUACAUUGACAGGUAUCGUUCGAGGCCUUUCAACAUUCGUCCAACUGAUCGAACGAGACAAGUCAUCAGGCACAGUUUUUAUUCCCUGUGUGAAUAUCGUUGAUCGACCCCGAUUUCCAUGGCGUGGUCUAUUGCUGGAUGUUUCUCGACAUUGGAUGCCGAUACCAGUCAUCGAACGAACAUUGAAUGCAAUGGAACUGAGUAAAAUGAAUGUUCUUCAUUUGCAUCUGUCAGAUGAUCAAGGUUUUCGUGUUGAAAGUCUGGUAUAUCCAUUAUUACACGAUCGAAAAGAUUACUUUAGUCAAAAAGAUAUUCGAUAUCUGGUGGAUUAUGCUGCCCAGCGACGUAUUCGUCUGAUACCCGAAUUUGAUAUUCCAGGUCACACAACGACUUGGUUUAUUGGCUAUCCUGAUUUAGCUACAGAGCGAGGUCCAUAUGAAAUUGCUACACAUUGGGGUAUAAUGAAAGCAACUAUGGAUCCGACAAAAGAAAGCACAUAUACUUUUAUUGAUAAGUUCUUCGAAGAAAUGACACAGUUAUUUCCUGACUCAUAUUUUCAUAUCGGUGGUGAUGAAGUCGAGGGUAGUCAAUGGAGAGAAUCAUUGUCUAUUCGGAAUUUUACUAGAGAACAUAAUAUGGCAGGUAAUCAAGAUCUGCAAGCUUAUUUCAAUAAGCGUAUUCAAAAAAUUCUCAAAAAAUAUGGAAGAGUUAUGAUUGGAUGGGAAGAAAUUCUGGAAAAUCUAGUCAUUGACCGAGAUGCUGCAAUUCAAUCAUGGAAAAGUCGACAAUCGUUGGUAGAUGCUGUUCAGAAAGGUUACCAAGCAUUGCUCUCUCAUAGCUAUUAUCUGGAUCAUAUCAACACAGCGUUAACCUACUACCGAGUGGAUCCUAUUCAUGAUCACGAACUGAAAAUGCUCAGUAAAGACCAGCAAAAGCGAAUUCUUGGUGGAGAGGCUUGUAUGUGGAGCGAAUUCGUUUCAAACGAGACAGUCGAUUCUCGCAUAUGGCCACAUACCCUACCCAUUGCUGAACGGUUUUGGUCACCGCCAUCGACAAUCGAUCUAAGAUCUGUUCACGAACGCCUCUUUCGUAUGAACCAUUUACUCGAUAAGAUGCAAACGGGUGUGACACAUCUGUCGUCAUAUAAAUCUCGAUUGCAAGAUUUGAUCAUCGACACUGACAAAAAGAAGGACCUUCUUCAUCCUUUAGUGAUUUUAGCUGAUGUUUGUGAACCCGGCGGUAUUAAUGAUCGGGCUAAAACAGGAAAAUAUAAAACGAAUACGCCUUUAACAACCUUCGCUGAUAUUUUACAAACUGAAAGCGAGCAAGUAUGGAAAGUUCAACAACUUUCCAUUGAUGAUCCAAAAUUAGCUGAAAUCUUCAAAACAUGGUCUCUCAUUUAUGUUCGUCUGCGGACUCUUUUUGAUGGCAAUGAAAUUCACAAAAGUAGAAAGCUCUGGGGACAGGAUAUUGAAAAAUUGUCCAAAAAUCUCGCUCAUGUCGGUCAAAUCGGCCUAAAAAUACUUGAAUACAGUGGUAAUAAAACAUUCAAAGACGAAAAAGCCAAUAGUACAAAUUCGUGGAAGUUAUCAGAGUGGAUAUCAAAUCAGCGAGCAGCAUUAGACGACUUAGAAAACAACGUUGCUGAAGUACGUCUAGCAGCUGCCAGACCAGUUCGCCGUUUACUUGAUUCCGUAAAGACAGCGAGUUAA
Messenger RNA from Adineta ricciae, 2007 nucleotides. The record is from the annotation of a GenBank genome assembly. NCBI's taxonomy places the organism in Eukaryota, Metazoa, Rotifera, Eurotatoria, Adinetida, Adinetidae.